UCUAACGGAGAAGAUAACAAACGUAUAUAAAAAUAUACAUAGCAAUAUUGUUAUAUGGGAUGGCUCUCUGGGAACACGGAGUAGGGAAAAACGGAAGAAACCAGUGAUAAGGAAAUCCAUCGAAAUGUAAUUUUUUUUAAACUACCCCAAAUCCACACAGUAUAAGCAUAAAAUUAAUCAAUACAAAUGUAUACCAAGUGCUUAGCUGGAAGGUAGCCUAGAUGAGAGAAAAAGAAAAAAAUAAAGGAAUUUAAGAAAGACAGUGUAAAGGAAAGGAAUUUAAGCAUUUAGUAAAGACAAAGCCCAAAACUAAGAGCUGGGGGUAUUAAUACAAAAGCAAAAACAGUCCCUGCCUUCUAGGAGUUUAAAGGGAACAAAGCAAAAAAUAAAAAAGGGUGACCUGGAAGUAGAAUUUAGUUUUGGAAAGUUGCAGGGUGGAGCCAAGUGACACAAAAACAAAAGGGCGGAAGUGCAAAGCCGGCCGCUUCCCAGCUGGAAAACCCCAGAAAGCGACCCAUAUGACCACCCCCUCCUAGUUCUUUCGCCAAACCCCAGGCUCUGCACGCUUCGAGACGAGACUCAGGUUGUCUGCAGACGAAGGAAAUAGGGCGGGGCUGGUAGUGUUGGGGAGACCUGGGCUCGGGUGGGCCGCCAGUACAUUCUAAGGACUCCUGAGACUCCGGGUUUUCUAAGCGAAGCCUCUGGUUGCUCACUAUAAUCUGCUGCCCCUAGAAGUGACCCGGAAGAGUCGGUGAAAUCGGGCUAUGGCGCACGAGGCUUUUGAGCCGCCGCUGCGGGAGACUCUGUCCCGCUGGAAACGGGAGCAAGCACAGCUGAAAGCCAAUGUGAUUGACCAAGACACAGAAGCCUGGCAGCAGAAAACAGAUUUUACUGGUCUGCUUCGGAUUGGGGGUGUUGACAUAUCCUUCAUUAAGGGAGAUGAUGUCAGAGCCUGUGCUUCUCUAGUGGUGCUCAGCUACCCUGAGCUUGAGGUAUUAUAUGAAGAACAUCAGAUGGUUAACCUAACAGCUCCCUAUAUAUCUGGUUUCUUGGCAUUUCGAGAAGUUCCUUUCCUGGUAGAUGCUAUUCAGAGGCUACAGAAGAAGGAACCUGAUCUCAUGCCCCAGGUCCUUCUUGUGGAUGGAAAUGGGGUACUCCAUCACCGAGGAUUUGGAGUGGCCUGUCACAUUGGCAUCCUUAUAGAUCUGCCUUGCAUUGGGGUGGCCAAGAAACUCCUCCAGGUGGAUGGGCUGAAGAAUGAUGACCUGCACAAAGAAAAGAUUCAGCACCUAAAGAUGGGAGGAGAUACCUUUCCUUUAAUGGGUGACUCAGGUACCAUCUUGGGAAUGGCCUUGAAGAGCCACAACAAAAGCAGCAAGCCUCUGUAUAUCUCUGUGGGUCACAAGGUGAGUCUGAAGACUGCAGUUCACCUGAUCCAAGCCUGCUGCAGAUACCGGAUCCCAGAACCCAUUCGACAGGCAGACAUUCGAUCCCGAGAAUAUAUCCAGAGGACUAUUGAGCUUGCCAGCUCACAAGAAGCAGAGAAAGAGAGGGGUUCCAAGAGGCAGAGAGAGAUGCGGAGCCCAACCAUAUGCCCUGCAAGAGACGUAGAAGAGGCUGCAGGAGAGGAGAGACCCCCGGAGAAUCCCUGCCCAGGGCAGAGCUGCGAGACGCUGGGACAGUCCUCUGAGGUCCCGUCCCAGUGACCAGAGAGGAAAGGAGAGCAGAGCUGGCGUGGAUGCUGUGAAAACUCUGAAACUCCAGCGCUGGGUGACUUCGGUGGACUCAUUUCAAGUCUGAACUGGAAGCCCCAGCCUGAAACACACACACUAACACCAUCCUGCCUGCGGUCACGCAGCCUUCGGAACAGCCAUGUGUUCGGCAGAAGACAGAUUUCAAGAAGGCAGAGAGCCAGCCUUUCUCUGGAAAACUUGUGAGGCUUUUGUAUGUGGAGACAAGAAAUGGGACUCACUUUUAAAAGAAAAAACUCGAAUUAAAAAAAAAAAAAAAGACUCUGCUCCUGUCUUUCUAUUUGUUAUCUCCCAGAGUGGGGGCCCAGGCCUUUUUGCCUCUUGCUCAGCUCCCUACCAUACCGCAGACUAGCCCCCACCCAUUCCCCAAGCCUGGCCCAUCUCUGGCAUCUCCUCGCCAGAGGGGGAGGGGAGAAGGAGCGAGUUACCUAAUCCCCAGCUCUUGCUGGC
Gracilinanus agilis (Agile Gracile Mouse Opossum) is the source of this 2201-nucleotide messenger RNA. It is a transcript of the gene ENDOV, whose product is annotated as endonuclease V. NCBI's taxonomy places the organism in Eukaryota, Metazoa, Chordata, Mammalia, Didelphimorphia, Didelphidae. Gene Ontology annotation, molecular function: single-stranded RNA binding; RNA endonuclease activity producing 5'-phosphomonoesters, hydrolytic mechanism. Gene Ontology annotation, cellular component: nucleolus; cytoplasm. The record is from RefSeq and is a predicted model, not a curated record. Gene Ontology annotation, biological process: DNA repair. The transcript is spliced from 10 exons. The coding region runs from base 765 to 1706 and encodes 313 amino acids.